AGAGCACAGCACAGGUCAUAAGAAUGGAAUCCCAAGUGACGAUCCACAGAUAUUACAGCCGACAAGCCAAGUAUUCCGGAUCCGCUGAUCCAGACCUGGAGCUCUGCAUCAAGCACUGUGGCGGGGACGUGGUCAGAAUGGAAUUGGUGAACCGGCUCCAUGGAAUCCAGCUGCAGCACAAAUUGCGCCGGUUACUGCUGCUCUUGUUCCUAGCUAUCGCCUAUUUUGUCGGAGUAUGCGGUUUCGGGAGCAGAAGCCUGGGCAUUCUGCAGCCCCGUAUCCUGUACCCUCUGGUUACCUGUGUUUCCGUGGCCAUCCUGAUGCUCCGAUCCACUCUGAACUUGGUGCAGGCAGAACGAUUGUUCUACAGCUGGGACAUGGCUCUUCAGACGGAAACGGUGCGGUCCUUCGGCAGGGAAUCUGUGCUGUGCAUCCAGCGAGGGCACAUACAGGACAUUGUGCUCAACGAAGUCAUUGAAGAUUUAGAUGUGAAGUAUAUGCUAAUAUUACGAACCAAAGGAACCCAGUUUAAGAAGCGGCCCAUUGUUCCCCUGUUGACUAGCCAAUCUCCGUCGUUUGAAUGUCUGCAGCAUUCAUAUCGCGUCCUGCAUGGAUAUUGGCUGAACAGCGCCAAGGAUCGAUCAGAGCAGUCCUACAACAAGGACAAACAGUCCAUAGUGAAGUCGUAGUCUUUAACCAUAUUGCUGAACUGUUUUAAAAAAAGUUUUCAUUAAAAAUCGAGACUGUUAGUACAUAUUAAACAAUUUUACCACUA
Messenger RNA from Drosophila rhopaloa, 775 nucleotides. RefSeq lists its product as uncharacterized. Bases 24 to 689 code for a protein of 221 amino acids. Lineage: Eukaryota; Metazoa; Arthropoda; Insecta; Diptera; Drosophilidae. The transcript is spliced from 3 exons. Gene Ontology annotation, cellular component: glycosylphosphatidylinositol-N-acetylglucosaminyltransferase (GPI-GnT) complex. Gene Ontology annotation, biological process: GPI anchor biosynthetic process. The record is from RefSeq and is a predicted model, not a curated record.